GAUAUGAAAGUUCUGCGUGUCUAUAUUAUAAUACCGAAAAUCCUUUUAAGCGAACAUGAAAACACCAACACAUAUUGCGUGAAACGCGAUUAUGUUGAACGUACUAAACUGCAAAAUACAAAAAAGUCGAAGUGUCAUGGCUAGCCCAUCUGCAGUACAGCACCAUAAGCAGCUUCUGUUCUACAUUCAAUGAAAAACUCCACCACAGCAAGACUUUCACUUAGGAAUAAAAACUUUGGACAUCUUUGACCAAUCUUAUUACCUGGAGGACCUGAGCUAAUCAGACAGCUUGGAUAAUCAGACAGCACUCAAGAGCCAAAAAAUAAAGAAUGCAGACAUUUGCUAAUGUGAAAACUCAAGGAAUGGGCUAUGCACCUUUUUGGAAGAUAAUGGUGUGGAACCAGGAGCAUUUUCAGGGAAGAUGCCAAGAAUUCACCAGUGAAUGUAAAAACAUCAUGGAGUGUGGGUUUGAAAAUGUGCGAUCUAUCCGAGUAAUCAGUGGAGCCUGGGUAGGUUAUGAGCAUCAUGGUUUCCAGGGUCAGCAGUUUGUCAUGGAGAGAGGAGAAUAUCCGCGUUGGGAAAGCUGGAGUGGGAGCAACGCCUACCAUGUUGAAAGACUCAUGUCCUUCAGACCCAUCUACUGCGCAAGUCACAGUUUAUCACGCAUGACCAUCUAUGAGCGUGAGAACUUCAUGGGCCGUUGUGCAGAACUGUCUGAUGACUAUCCAUCCCUGCAGUCCAUGGGCUGGUGCAACAAGGAAGUGGGAUCUAUGCGUGUGACAUCAGGAGCCUGGGUCUGUUACCAGUAUCCUGGUUACCGUGGAUACCAAUACAUUAUGGAGUAUGACCAUCACAAUGGAGAAUACCAACACUGGAGGAACUGGGGAUCCCAUUCCCAGACCCAACAGAUCCAAUCCAUUAGGAGAAUCCAGCACUAAAGUGGCACAUCAAGCCCUGUGGAAUGUUUACAGAGCUCACCCCUUCCCCAAAUUCAUAUGAUUCCCUUUUAAAUUUUGUUCGCCAACGUUUCUGA
Molecule: messenger RNA, 1033 nt
Organism: Protopterus annectens (West African lungfish)
Lineage: Eukaryota; Metazoa; Chordata; Ceratodontiformes; Protopteridae
Product: beta-crystallin A3-like
Exons: 7
Coding region: 330-938 (202 amino acids)
Biological process (GO): visual perception; lens development in camera-type eye
Molecular function (GO): structural constituent of eye lens
Source: RefSeq, a predicted model, not a curated record